This is a messenger RNA of Linum tenue, 1085 nucleotides long. NCBI's taxonomy places the organism in Eukaryota, Viridiplantae, Streptophyta, Magnoliopsida, Malpighiales, Linaceae. The record is from the annotation of a GenBank genome assembly.
CGUUACGCUACCUUUGCGUGCUGAUUUGAUUUCUCUCCCCUUUCCAGCCCAAAAUAAAAUAACAAAAAUUUGCUCAUUUUCUGCGAUCCAAAAAAGAAAAACUCUCCCGUCUUCCCUUUCCUCCGUUCAGUUGGUCUUCUUCUCUGGGGUUAGGGUUUCUAUUUGUUGAUUGCUAACGCGAGAGCAGAAGAUGGGGCAGCAAUCGCUGAUCUACAGCUUCGUCGCGCGCGGGACGGUGGUCCUGGCGGAGUUCACCGAGUUCACCGGCAACUUCACCGGCAUAGCCGCUCAGUGCCUCCAGAAACUUCCCGCUUCCAACAACAAGUUCACUUACAACUGCGACGGCCACACCUUCAACUAUCUCGUCGACACCGGCUUCACUUAUUGUGUGGUCGCUGUGGAGUCUGUUGGACGACAGCUUCCAAUUGCUUUCCUUGAGCGGAUCAAAGAGGACUUCAGUAAGAGAUAUGGCGGAGGAAAGGCCGCAACAGCAGUUGCCCAGAGCCUGAACAAAGAAUAUGGGCCCAAGUUGAAGGAGCAGAUGCAAUACUGUGUGGAUCACCCUGAAGAGGUCAGCAAACUUGCUAAGGUGAAAGCUCAGGUUUCUGAAGUUAAAGGAGUUAUGAUGGACAAUAUAGAAAAGGUACUUGACCGUGGGGAGAAAAUUGAGCUUCUCGUUGACAAAACCGAAAACCUUAGAUCUCAGGCACAAGAUUUCAGGCAGCAAGGGACGACGAUGAGGAGGAAGAUGUGGUUACAGAACAUGAAGAUUAAGCUGAUAGUGCUGGGGAUCAUAAUCGCAUUGAUUCUCAUCAUAGUAUUAUCUGUUUGCGGGGGUUUCAAAUGUCAUUAGUAUCAUUUUCUGCUACCAUGUUCUUUGCGAGAGCUACCAUAUCCGGGGACUUACGCUUGUAUAGUUUUUUUUGUUUUGUUUUUCUUUCCCCCCUUUUGUUUUUGAAUUUUCAGAAUUCAAUGGAUACUAGUAAUGUUUCUUUGAAUGCGUGGGUGCUUGCUUUGAUCACUUCACUUGUGUUGUUUGCUCCAUUUUGAUUGAUGGAUGCCAUGCCAUGCCAUGAUGGGAGUCG